This is a messenger RNA of Brassica oleracea var. oleracea, 1019 nucleotides long. RefSeq names its product ethylene-responsive transcription factor ERF114. Gene Ontology annotation, molecular function: DNA-binding transcription factor activity; DNA binding. Lineage: Eukaryota; Viridiplantae; Streptophyta; Magnoliopsida; Brassicales; Brassicaceae. Gene Ontology annotation, biological process: regulation of DNA-templated transcription; ethylene-activated signaling pathway. The transcript has 2 exons. The coding region runs from base 174 to 854 and encodes 226 amino acids. The record is from RefSeq and is a predicted model, not a curated record.
UUUGCCAUUUACUUCAAUCUAAUCUCUUCUCUUUAUCGCCUCUUUGUUCUUGAUGUCCAAAGAUAAAAUGAACAACCCCUAAACUCUAAACACAUAUCGGGUUUCUAUCUUCUAAAAAGAAGAUUAUAUUUUCACUAAAAUUAGCAAAAGUGGAUCCUCGAGUCUAUGGGAAGAUGCCCUUUGGAGGCGAUGAACCUGAAGCAAAGGAAGAAGACGAGGAAGAUGAGAACUUGUUCCCUGCCUUCUCAGCUCGAUCUCAACACGACAGGCGUGUUAUGGUCUUGGCUUUGACUCAAGUAAUCGGAAACCAACAGAGCAACUCUCACGAUAGUCCUGUGUAUAAUCCACAAGACCCUAGUAAGCCAGUUGCUCCAUCUCAUCAAGAUCAAGGAAACUCGAUGGGGAGGAGACAUUAUAGAGGCGUAAGGCAAAGGCCAUGGGGAAAAUGGGCAGCUGAAAUACGAGAUCCACAAAAGGCUGCACGUGUGUGGCUUGGGACAUUUGAAACCGCUGAAUCCGCAGCCUUAGCUUAUGAUGAAGCUGCUCUUAAGUUCAAAGGAAGCAAAGCUAAACUCAAUUUCCCGGAGAGGGUUAAUGAUAUCAGCAAUGAUCAGCUAUCAAACUCUACCUAUUACUCCUCCAAUCAAAUCGAGCCGAAAAAUAUACCAUACUAUAACCAAUAUUAUCAAGAUGGGAAUAAUACUGAUAUGCUAAGGUCUAGUUUAACAACUAGUACUACUGCCGCAACAACUUCUUCGUCUUCUGGUGGCUCUUCUAGGCCACAAGAAGAGCAAGAUUAUGCCAGAUUUUGGCGGUUCGGGGAUUCUUCUUCCUCUUCUAAAUCGGGUUUGUGAGAUGAUAUAUAUGUAAGACAUUUGGGUUGCUUGUGAUGAAGAGAUGAUAUGUUCCUUGAAUGUUUCUGAUGUUUUGUCUCUUAUUUUAUAGUUCGUUAAGGUUACCUGAAAGUGUAAGUUCACUAGAGAUCGUUAGCUUAAUUGGAAAGAACCAUGGUUAUUGUA